GUGACUCCUCGCUGCUGCAGCCAUAGCCCCGGCCACAACUUCCGAGCAUCGAAAAUCUCGAGAGCGUCAUCGCUGGGGGUUGGGUCUUGGCACUGCCAAGCAAACACCCCUGCCCCCGUACCGCUCAAGCUCCCGCUAUCUCCAGCUUCACCAGUAGCACCAGCUUGUCCAACACCGCAAUCCAUCAGACACCAUGGUGAAGCCACUCGUCGCCGCUCUCGCCCUCUCUGCACUGCCUUCGACUCUCGCCUUCCGCAACACAUCACCCUUCUUCCUCUUCUCGACCGCAGAGCUCCCCCUCAACUCCGUCCAUACCGCAGUUGCCCAGUCGGCGAGAGUCUCCGGUCAGGUGACAGACUCCCUCAAGAACUGCCCCUCGAGGACCUACUUCAUCGUUCGACAGGAUGGCGUCGCGUCGGCCGAUUAUCUCGAUGCUCUCUCGGCGCCGCGACUGGCUCUCUACCUAGGGGACCAACACCCAGACGUGAAGAGUCAUAUGGCAGUGUCUGAGGUGGUGGGCAGCCUAGAUACCAAAUUAAUCUCUAAAUUUCUCGAGUCGCAAUGUGGCGCCGACGUCGUACAGGUCGAUGGAUCUCUGGCAGAAAUGCUAAAGCCAUCAGCGCGAUCAAAGGAUAGUGCGCCGCUGAUUGUCGAGCUUACCUUUCCCGCUCCAACCACUUCGCAGCGCUCUGUGAUGCUCGAGAAGCAUGACGAGAACCUCGGGAACCUAAUCGCCGGUUAUGCCGACUCCCGAGACUAUACCGUCAUAUAUGCUACUACCGCACCAACCGAAGUGCAAACCGAAUCUACUUUCCAGACACAGCCCACCUACGAAAUGGACGAUGCAUUCGGCAACGCAGUACAUAUGGAGCUGAAACGAGACAUGACUAUCCACAAGAGGGCUUCUUCUAACGAUGGGGGUCUCUUUGAGAAGUACCAAUUCUUCUCCCCAGGCUUAUUUAUGGGACUUUCCGCAACCAUCCCACUCUUCUUCAUCCUCUUUAUCGGCCUCAGGGCGAUCAGCAGCCUCGAAGUGUCAUAUUUUGCCUUUAGCAAAGAAAUGGGCCCCACUGCGCAGAAGAAGUAGUAGUAGCUCGAGGCUUUGUUCGUGUACCUACAUUCUGUAACUUAUGUAAGAGCAUGGGUCUAGGCGUUUUGAUGGACGGAGAUUUAGCGAAAUUCGGGUUCCCUUCUCUAGACUGUAUCAUUGACUGCAGAACAGAUACUGUUAAGUCCCGCUCUUAUCCUAGUAUUGCGGUGCAUUUUCCUG
This is a messenger RNA of Lindgomyces ingoldianus, 1270 nucleotides long. Its product is annotated as BIG1-domain-containing protein. Gene Ontology annotation, cellular component: endoplasmic reticulum membrane. The record is from RefSeq and is a predicted model, not a curated record. The transcript has 4 exons. The coding region runs from base 194 to 1087 and encodes 297 amino acids. NCBI's taxonomy places the organism in Eukaryota, Fungi, Ascomycota, Dothideomycetes, Pleosporales, Lindgomycetaceae. Gene Ontology annotation, biological process: fungal-type cell wall biogenesis; (1->6)-beta-D-glucan biosynthetic process.